Jatropha curcas is the source of this 1677-nucleotide messenger RNA. It is a transcript of the gene MES15, whose product is annotated as methyl esterase 15. Gene Ontology annotation, biological process: salicylic acid metabolic process; jasmonic acid metabolic process. The record is from RefSeq and is a predicted model, not a curated record. NCBI's taxonomy places the organism in Eukaryota, Viridiplantae, Streptophyta, Magnoliopsida, Malpighiales, Euphorbiaceae. Gene Ontology annotation, molecular function: methyl salicylate esterase activity; methyl indole-3-acetate esterase activity; methyl jasmonate esterase activity.
UUAAUAUAUCAAUAUAAGAAUCAAACGUGACUUCAACUAUAAUUAAAUAUCUCUUUUCCAAUGCUUACUGUCUUAAACAUAUAUAGAUGCAUAUAACUAUAACACCUUUCAACUUAUUUUCCUUGAAAAUCAAGAAAUUAUGGGAAAUUCAUUAGUUUGUAUAAACCCAUCAUCUUCAGUUCUUGAUAAUGAACAGAGAGCCAAAAAGAAAGUUUCUUCCAGUGGAAAAAGUAAUGGCUUCUUCCCUCCUCCUCCUCCUCCUCCUUCUUCCUCUUCUAAACCCAAGAAAGAAGAGUUGUUAAUGGAUGACAAAGUUUUAGCAGAACAAGCUAUGGCUGCUGCUAUGCUCUUUCGCCAACAUCAAAAGAAUGGUAAUGAUCUUCCAUUUCCAAGAUCCACCUCUGUCGUUUACCAUUCUCAUGGAUCCAAUAAGAAGCAAUCUUUUACCAAGAGUUACAGUUCUAGACAACGCUCUCUUGCUCAUGAUCCUCUGCUUAGACCUAAUCAGCUUCUUAAUCAGGAACUAAAGAUUGAUCAUCAGAGUGAAACCAACCAUUUGAUACUAGUACAUGGAGGGGGUUUUGGUGCUUGGUGUUGGUAUAAAAUUAUGACACUUCUAGAGGAAAGUGGAUUCAAAGUUGAUGCAAUUGACCUCACAGGAUCUGGCACCCACUCUUCUGAUACAAACACCAUUGCCACUCUAUCACACUACAUUAAGCCACUAAUUGAUAUUCUUGUCAAGCUUAAACAAGGAGAGAAGGUGAUCCUGGUGGGUCAUGAUAUUGGUGGUGCUUGUAUAUCUUGUGCCAUGGAGUUGUUUCCAUCCAAAAUUGCUAAAUCUGUUUUUAUCUCUGCAACAAUGUUGUCCAACGGCCAGAGUGCUUUUGAUAUAUUAUCCCAACAGACAGAUUCCACUGAUCUGAUGAGACAAGCUCAAGUCUUUCUGUAUGGAAAUGGGAAGGAUAACCCCCCAACAGCUAUUGACCUUGACAAAGCAUUUUUGAGAGAUUUAUUAUUUAACCAAACUUCACCUAAGGACAUAGCACUUGCAUCAGUAUCAAUGAGACCAAUCCCAAUUGCACCAGUUCUGGAGAAGCUUUCUCUUUCUGACAACAACUAUGGAUCAGUUAGAAGGUUUUAUAUAAAAACUCAAGAAGACUUUGCAAUUCCUGUCUCUCUACAGGAAUCCAUGAUCAACUCCAAUCCUCCAGAACAAGUUUUUCAAAUUAAAGGUUCCGAUCAUGCUCCUUUUUUCUCCAAGCCCCAGGCUUUGCACAGGAUACUCAUCGAGAUAUUACAAAUUUUACCCAAAUAAGCCUAAAUCUUUAUUAUAAAGUGCAUUUGCCAUCUAAGAUCUAUUAAAAUGUCUGGCGGGAAGUAUCAGGUUCGGGUCUUUGGCCUCCAACGAAAAAAAAAAAAUUGUCCAUUUUGAGGUUGCAAGCAUCAAAACAUCAAUGGCCAAAGUUAAAUCAACAUCAACAUGUGCAUAUAUGCCACUGCAAAUUUGGCAUCUUUCUGUCGUCGAGAAGGCUUUAUUAUAUUCCUAUAUCAUAUAUGUGGUUAUACCUUGUAAAUUGUAAUGUUUCAGAAUCAAAAGUGACAUUGUUCUUCAUUGGUGAAUUGAGUUACUAGUAUGGAAAUAAGAGUGAAAAAAGAUUAUGUAUUUUUUUAAUAUAA